AUGGCCUCACGAAGCGCCCUCCUCUCUCUCCCAAUUCGAGCAGCCGUUCCCCGAAGUUCCACCGUCCUGCUUUCCCGUCAGCAUGCCCGAGCAGAGUCAACAGGUUCCUCCACCGCAGCGCUAGCAUACAAAGCUCUGCACCGAAAGAUCCACCCUCUUCCUACCUCAGACGCCCCUUCGACUUGGUCAGCUCAAGCUGCUGUGUCCAACAUCCUCUACGAAACCCCCUCGCCUUCACUUGCCCCGCCCAAGCGACACAUCCUCAACUGCCUCGUGCAAAAUGAGCCCGGUGUGCUCUCACGUGUGUCCGGCAUUCUGGCCGCUCGCGGAUUCAAUAUCGACUCCCUCGUCGUCUGCCACACCGAAGUUGAAGACCUCUCCCGGAUGACAAUCGUGCUCUCUGGGCAAGAUGGCGUCGUGGAGCAAGCCCGACGACAACUAGAGGACUUGGUUCCCGUAUGGGCUGUCCUAGAUUAUACAUCCGCGGCAUUGGUGCAGCGAGAGUUACUACUUGCUAAGAUCAACAUCCUGGGCCCAGAGUACUUUGAGGAGUUACAGGCCCAUCAUAGGGAGAUUACCGCAAGUGAUUCGGACGGCGUGGGAGCCGAGGAAGAGUGGUCACAGAAGAGAACCGAGCAGCUGAGGGCAAUUGAUGAUUUCCAUCCCAGCAAGUUAUUGCUCAGCCAGGCUUUGAGACAUAAGCAUGAGCAUUUGAAGUCGAUUACGUACUUCGCCCAUCAGUUCGGUGGAAAGGUUUUGGAUAUCAGCACCAAUAGCUGUAUCGUGGAACUCUCAGCAAAACCCGUCCGAAUCGAUUCGUUCAUAAAGCUCAUUAGUCCCUUCGGUAUCCUCGAAUCCACACGAACUGGUUUGAUGGCGCUUCCCCGUUCGCCACUUUUUGGUCCUAACGAAGCCGAGCUCAUUAAGGAUGCCGAUGAUAUUGUGGACGCCAGCACACUUCCCCCAGGAUAA
This is a messenger RNA of Venustampulla echinocandica, 972 nucleotides long. RefSeq names its product Acetolactate synthase. Gene Ontology annotation, biological process: branched-chain amino acid biosynthetic process. Gene Ontology annotation, molecular function: acetolactate synthase regulator activity. Bases 1 to 972 code for a protein of 323 amino acids. Gene Ontology annotation, cellular component: acetolactate synthase complex; mitochondrial nucleoid. The transcript has 2 exons. NCBI's taxonomy places the organism in Eukaryota, Fungi, Ascomycota, Leotiomycetes, Helotiales, Pleuroascaceae. The record is from RefSeq and is a predicted model, not a curated record.